CUUCUUAAAAUUGGGAUGGUCCGAAUGUCCAAUGGACCUAAAUGCAUAAGGUGCUGAGGUCACAAGUUAAAUGUGAGGUCACGUUUUUCGAGUUUAGCGUGACGCUUCUUUCUUUUCUCAAAGAACUGGUGGAUUAUUUCAUCGUCCCAACCUGUUGUUCUCUUUCUUAAUAUUUUUGAGUCUAAGAGGAUUAUUAUUGAAUGAAAUUCAUUUAUUCUUUUAGAAUUUCUACACUUCCAAGGAAAUGAUGCAGGCAAUGCGCAGAUGGCAGAAAGGCUCAAUUUUGAUUCUCCUGUCCACGAAAAUAGCAGCACCCACUGAAUCAUCUGCUACCUGUUCUGCCUUCUUCCAUUCUACUCCGGUCUGGUUGGAGAAGCGGAAGAGCAAGUGGGAGUCCCAUUUCAGAGGAAAUCAACAGCCGUCGAAGUCAAACAAAAAUGCUAUCCGGUAUGCAGUACGUCAAAAGCGUGCAGACUCAAGGAAAGCUUUGAAAGAUCUGCUCUUUUAUGGGGGCUCCAUUGAUAACUAUCUUGAGGAAAAAUAUCCGGUAGAAAAUGUGAGAUGGAAUGUAGAGCAAAAUGAUGACCCUUUAGACAACAAAAGUGAACUCAAGACUUCAGCUCGUAGUAGGACUCGCUUGAGGAGAAGGCAGCGUAAACUGAAGAAACAGUGUUUAUAUGAAGACGAUUAUGAUGAUGAACAUCCAGAGAAAAUAUUUCGAGCAACCUUUGGUGACAAAUCGUACACGUGGUCUUACAAGCCAUGGAAGGAAUUUUCAUUUGAUGGUAAAAAAACUCGAGUUCGCCAUGAAGAAGAAAUGAGGGAAUGGAGUGGCAGACAGCAAAGCGAUCACAAUAGUUCAGACACCAAUCAUAGCAUUAGUGGGUCUUAUAUUGUAGGGUCAUACUCCGAACGAUCAAUCCUAGGUCUUCCUGUCAGGGGCCCUUUGAAGAUUGAGGAUGUCAAGAAUGCUUUUCGCCUCUCAGCUUUAAAGUGGCAUCCUGAUAAGCACCAAGGUCCUUCACAGGCUGCUGCAGAAGAGAAAUUCAAGUGUUGUGUUACAGCGUACAAAUCAUUGUGUGAUGCCCUCUCCCCAGCAUAACCCCCACCACCCAUUUUUACUCAUUUCAUCUUUGAUCUAAGGAGGCCGGUUAGCUUUAGAACAGGGUAUGUAAGCUUGGUAAUUAUGAUUCAACAAGGUCUCGCUUUGUCAUUAUGGAUGGAGAAGUUGGAGUGUGGACUGUGUGGUGUCAAUGAAGUCAGGGGCGUAGCUAGGAUCGGGGGACAUCGUAGGUUCUGACCCACACCAAAUUUCAAUUUUAUUUAAAUUAUUAUGGUGAAAAACCGUGUAAAAGGUUUAAAAGAAAAUCUUUUUACCAGUCCAAUAUACCGCCCUUAGUCCUCACUACACCACUGAAUGGAGUCAUUCAUCUAAGAGCUUGCCAAUUUAUACAGAGUAUAAUUUAACAUGUUAUGAAAAUUACUAGUGAGGUAUGUUUCAUUCAUUUAUGCAAUGUAGUUGGUUAGUUACUA
Molecule: messenger RNA, 1533 nt
Organism: Cuscuta europaea
Lineage: Eukaryota; Viridiplantae; Streptophyta; Magnoliopsida; Solanales; Convolvulaceae
Source: the annotation of a GenBank genome assembly